GCCUAGGAAAACGGAAAGGGAGAGUCUAGGCGUGGGGGAGGUCAAAAGGGGUUAGCGCGGGCACCUAGGACCCUGGAUGCAGGGAACGGCUUCUCCACUCAGUCCUCACAUGCUCACGGUCCGGAAUUCAGUGCCAAGACUUUCUGCCCAAGGGCAGGUGGGUCGGAACCAGACCCCAAAGGCUCUGUGCCUUCCCCCUCCCUCCCCGGAGGAGGGGAUGAGAGGGGCUGGGGGCGGGAAUGAGGAAGGGGGCUGCGCGCCUCUGCGCCCCGGCUGCGCGUUCCAGCUGUGAGGACAGAUGGAGGCGGCGCGGCUCACCUCGGGGGCUCCGUGCCCGCUGUGCGCCGAGGUCCAGGUCUAGAGCCUCCGGCUCCCUCGUCUCCCACCACGCUGCGGGGCACCGGCCGCCCUACCCCUCCUCCCAAGUGGGGGAAGACGGAGCCUCACUCCCGUGGAUCUCAGAACUAUAGGGUGGGAGGGAGGGCGCCGAAGGGCCGGUUCCUCCCGCGGCGCACCCAUCCCCAGGGGCUUGUCUAGGACUCUUGAUGGCCAAGACCCCCUUCCCCUGGCUUCCAGCCUGAGCGCCUCUGGGAAGUGGACCCCUGCCCGGACGCGCCCCGCCCCCGGCCCCCGCCCCGACGACGUCGCAUUAGCAUGAGCGACGCCAGUGGCCCGGGCAGCACUCGGGGGCCGAGACUCACCGCGUCAUAGCCCCAAGUGGAGGGAGGAAUAAAAAAAAAAAAGAGAGAGAGAGGCGGCGGCGGAGAAAGAGGCGAGAGCGGACGCGCGGGGAGGGGAGCGCCGCGGCGGGCUGGAGAGACGGCGGGCAGCGGCAGCAUGCCCCUGGGCGGGCGCACACGGCCUCUGCGCGCGGCGGGGGCUGCUCCUGCGCUCGCCGGCCACCGCGCGUCCAGCCUCCCUCCUCGGCGCCUCCGCGGGCCGGCCUCCGCGCCUGCACCCGGAGCCACCGCUCCCCGGAGCCGCUGAGAGCGGCGGCGCCGCGCGGGACAGCCCUCGCUCCGCUCCGGGCUCGGGGACAUGAAGCCCACGGCCACCUGAAGCACCGGGGGCGCUCGGCGGCCCGGACCGCGCCCCCCGAAGUGCCGCGCCCCGGCCUCCGCACUGCGGGACGCCGGCACCCGACCCAGGCGGAGGCGCCUUCGGAGGAGCGGCCCCCGGGGGCAUGGAGCCCAGCACGCCGAGCGGCCAGGCCCGGGCGGCGGCCAGCAAGCUGUCGGAAGCGGUGGGCGCCGCGCUGCAGGAGCCCCGGCGGCAGCGGCGCCUGGUGCUGGUCAUCGUGUGCGUCGCGCUGUUGCUGGACAACAUGCUGUACAUGGUCAUCGUGCCCAUCGUGCCCGACUACAUCGCCCACAUGCGCGGGGGCAGCGAGGGCCCCACCCCGGCCUCCGAGGCGUGGGAGCCCACCCUGCCGCCGCCCACGCCGGCCAACGCCAGCGCCGACCUGGCCAACACCUCAGCGCCCCCGACGGCCGCCGGCUCGGGCCGGUCGAUCCUGCGGCCCCGCUACCCGACGGAGAGCGAGGACGUGAAGAUCGGGGUGCUGUUCGCCUCCAAGGCCAUCCUGCAGCUUCUGGUGAACCCCCUGAGCGGCCCUUUCAUCGACCGCGUGAGCUACGACGUGCCGCUGCUCAUCGGCCUGGGGGUCAUGUUCGCCUCCACGGUCAUGUUCGCCUUCGCGGAGGACUACGCCACGCUGUUCGCGGCGCGCAGCCUGCAGGGCCUGGGCUCGGCCUUCGCCGACACGUCCGGCAUCGCCAUGAUCGCCGACAAGUACCCCGAGGAGCCGGAGCGCAGCCGGGCCCUGGGCGUGGCGCUGGCCUUCAUCAGCUUCGGGAGCCUGGUGGCGCCUCCCUUCGGGGGCAUCCUCUACGAGUUCGCGGGCAAGCGCGUGCCCUUCCUAGUGCUCGCCGCCGUGUCGCUGUUCGACGCGCUGCUGCUGCUGGCCGUGGCCAAGCCCUUCUCGGCCGCGGCCAGGGCCCGGGCCAACCUGCCCGUGGGCACGCCCAUCCACCGCCUCAUGCUGGACCCCUACAUCGCCGUGGUGGCCGGCGCGCUCACCACCUGUAACAUCCCGCUCGCCUUCCUCGAGCCCACCAUAGCCACGUGGAUGAAGCACACGAUGGCGGCCUCCGAGUGGGAGAUGGGCAUGGUCUGGCUGCCGGCCUUCGUGCCGCACGUGCUGGGCGUCUACCUCACGGUGCGCCUGGCGGCGCGCUACCCGCACCUGCAGUGGCUCUACGGCGCCCUGGGGCUGGCGGUGAUCGGGGCCAGCUCGUGCCUCGUCCCCGCCUGCCGCUCCUUCGCGCCGCUCGUCGUCUCGCUCUGCGGCCUGUGCUUCGGCAUCGCGCUGGUGGACACGGCGCUGCUGCCCACGCUCGCCUUCCUGGUGGACGUGCGCCACGUGUCGGUCUACGGCAGCGUCUACGCGAUAGCCGACAUCUCCUAUUCCGUGGCCUACGCGCUCGGGCCCAUCGUGGCGGGCCACAUCGUCCACUCCCUUGGCUUCGAGCAGCUCAGCCUCGGCAUGGGCCUGGCCAACCUGCUCUACGCGCCGGUCCUGCUGCUCCUGCGUAACGUGGGCCUCCUCACCCGCUCGCGUUCCGAGCGCGACGUGCUGCUGGAGGAGCCGCCGCAGGGGCUGUACGACGCGCUGCGCCUGCGUGAGCGGUCGGCGCUGGGCCCAGACGGCGGCGGCGAGCCCUGCAGCCCACCCGGCCCUUUUGACGGGUGUGAGGACGGCUACAACGAUCACGCCCGCAGCUAGCACACCCGCCUCGCCGACCCUCCCCAUUUAGGUCGCGCUGGAGAGCUGCCGGCCGACUCCGGCUUGGGGCCCCGCCUCCACCAACGAGAACCCCAGCCCCUCCCCAGUCUCGAACUCCCCCUGCAGGGAUCCCUUCCCCCUCCGUGAGCCCUCCCCCCAAACACUCUCGCGUCCGUUGAGGGAAUGGGGCAGGGAGGCGGGGAAGCUAUUGGGCUCCUGACGGGGGGUGAAGCGGUGGGUGUGCGGGCGAUCACCACUCACCCACUGAGCGCCCCCAAAUAGAGUCAUGCAUCUGUGUGUCCUUCCUGCGGAUCCUUCCAGUGCCAAACUCGGUCUGCUGCACCCUGGUGCCUCCGGCCUGAAUUAAUAAACCAUAUCUGUCUGAG
This is a messenger RNA of Meriones unguiculatus (Mongolian gerbil), 3171 nucleotides long. It is a transcript of the gene Slc18a3, whose product is annotated as solute carrier family 18 member A3. The record is from RefSeq and is a predicted model, not a curated record. Gene Ontology annotation, molecular function: acetylcholine transmembrane transporter activity. Gene Ontology annotation, biological process: chemical synaptic transmission; transmembrane transport. The transcript has a single exon. Bases 1184 to 2785 code for a protein of 533 amino acids. Gene Ontology annotation, cellular component: AP-2 adaptor complex; terminal bouton; AP-1 adaptor complex. Lineage: Eukaryota; Metazoa; Chordata; Mammalia; Rodentia; Muridae.